AUGGAGGACGGCACGUUGGAUGAAUAUUCUAUUGGCGACUCGGAUGAAGAGGACAUGGCCAUGCUUCUGGAAUCAGCCGACGGCAACCCUAGCAAGCCUUCUCCCUCACAUUUCCCUGUAACCAUUGAUCAGGGUCCGAGGUCGACUGGAAGCUUCGACUUGAAGCUUCACUCCUCUUCUUCCGACGUUAGCCACGAUGAAGCAUCCAAAAUCAACUUCUUGGAGCCCGACUUUCUUGACGAAGACAUCGACUGGGACACUUUUACUGCCUGUGAAAAAGAUGCCACUCGGAGCCCCGAGACCGGAAUGCUCGUUGACGCUGCCAGUAUGCAGGAAACUAGCUCCCCAUCAAGCCCAACCCCAAUCAUAAGGCCCCCCGUUCCUCCAAAGAUGAGAGACCGUUCCGUCGUCGUUGGGCUUUCCUCCACAACCAUGAUGCGCACCUGCUUCAGGAUCGGGGAGUUGCUGAACGCCCACGCCAAGUGCACGCGAGACAAACAAGACGUUGUCUUGGAGUUGUUUGCAAGGGUGAGGUAUUCUAUCAGGGAGACCACGACCAGGGUACAGCACUUUGACUUGCGGGACCUUUUCACGGACAGGCAGCCAUUCCUGAGUGGCACUUUCAGAGAAUGGAAGCUCAACAGCUCUCUCGAUCAUGACAGUAGAUCAUUUCUAGGGCUGAGCGGACAAAACAAACUAUGCCGAUGCGUUUGCAAGCUCUCAAACGCCAGGGAGACAACCAUCGGACGUUCGGCAAUGAUCCUGUCCAUCAGAGAGACGACCUGGGAUGAGAUAUUUUGGGCUUUGAGAAUCGUCGCCCGAGACGCGCCAUCUGACAGCGGAUGA
Molecule: messenger RNA, 846 nt
Organism: Colletotrichum graminicola M1.001
Lineage: Eukaryota; Fungi; Ascomycota; Sordariomycetes; Glomerellales; Glomerellaceae
Exons: 1
Coding region: 1-846 (281 amino acids)
Source: RefSeq, a predicted model, not a curated record